AUGCCGAAUCCAGUACCACAAGUACAGCAGCCGAAUCAGAUGCUGAUGCAAAUACUUCAACAGCAGCAGCAGUUGAUGGUGCAACUCACCCAGCAGAUUUCUGCUACUCAGCUGGCCAAAAGUCCGACGGCAAAGGAUGAUUCCGAUGAUCUUGUGUCGUAUUCGUGCAAAGUGAAUAAGGCGUGUGUGGAUUUUAAGUUGCGAGACCUAUCAGAAGAUCAGUCUAAAUGUCUCAUAUUUGUGUGCGGUUUGAAAUCAUCUCGAGAUUCAGAAAUUCGCAUGAGGUUGAUAAACAAACUAAAUGAGACAGAAGACAUCUCUCUGGAAAAAUUAGUGGAAGAUUGUAAAACGUUACUGAACCUGAAGCAGGACAACAGUCUUGUUGAAAAGCAGCAAUCGCUCAGUGCUGUGAAUGCCGUUCAUGAAGAGCGGCUACCGAAACCUAGCAACAAACAAGGUGGCGGGGGUGCAGUUAACAACAAUCAACCCAGAACCCCAUGUUGGUCGUGUGGAUGCAUUCAUUUUUCUGCAGAUUGCCCAUUUCGUGAACAUCUGUGUCGGGAGUGUAGGAAGAAAGGCCAUAGAGAAGGAUAUUGUGCUUAUUUUUCGUCCGGCAACACCAGUGGCAAUAGCAAGAAGAAAAAGAAGAAGUACGGUGGGAAGAACAAAGAUGUGAGGAUAGUGUCGGUAAAGAAUAUUAGUCAGCAGAGAAAGUUUUCCGAAAUUGAAAUCAACAAGGUUCCAGUGCGAUUGCAGAUCGACUCUGCGUCGGAUAUUACAAUCAUCUCCGACGAAUGUUGGCGGCAAAUCGGACAACCUCAAGGAACAGCACCCUCCUGCAACGCUAAAUCUGCGUCUGGGGGUUCACUUGAGCUGGCCCUGGAAUUUUGGUGUGAUGUAAACAUCGGCGGAAAAACGAAGAGAGGUUUGUGUCGUGUGGCUUCACCCAAUCUCGAUCUUAACAUUUUGGGUUCCGACUGGAUUGAGCUUUUCGGGUUAUGGGACGUUCCUAUUAAUUCGUUCUGUAACAAAGUUAGCAGUCAACAGGCCCGUACGGAUGAAUCUCUGCAAGCCCAGUUCCCAAAAGUUUUCUCAGAUGAAAUGGGACUCUGCUCAAAGACAAAAGUUCGACUGACACUCAAAGGAGAUCCCAAGCCAGUAUACCGUGCAAAACGUCCAGUUGCAUACAGUGUUCAAGGUGCGGUAGAAGACGAACUUCAACGAUUGCAGAAUUUGGGAAUUCUCCAACUAGUCGAUCACUCAGAUUGGGCAGCACCAAUUGUCGUUGUGCGCAAACCAAACGGUAGAGUCCGAAUUUGUGCCGAUUUUUCAACAGGCCUCAACGAUGUUUUGGAGUCGAAUCAGUGUCCGCUUCCCCUACCAGAAGACAUCUUCACCAAAAUGGCCGGAUGUAAGGUCUUCAGUCAUAUUGACCUCUCCGACGCGUACCUUCAAGUGGAGGUGGACCCCCGGGAUCAACCUCUCCUGACAGUCAAUACCCACAGGGGACUUUUCCGUUAUACUCGUCUCACGCCUGGUAUCAAGUCAGCUCCGGGUGCUUUCCAGCAGAUAAUGGACGCAGUGGUGAGUGGCAUUAGAAGAGCUUGUGGUUAUUUGGAUGACGUGUUAGUUGGUGGCCGGACGAAAGAAGAACAUGACAAAAACCUAAAACAAGUGCUUAAACGUCUGGAAGAAUACGGAUUUACAGUGCGAAUAGGGAAGUGUAAGUUCAACAUGCAAGAAGUGGAAUACUUGGGGCAAAUUUUGGAUGGUGAUGGCAUCAGACCCGAUCCGGGCAAAACGUCAGCUAUCGCUUCCAUGCCACCGCCUCAAGAUGUGCCUUCACUUCGUUCAUACCUCGGAGCCGUUAGUAAUUAUGCAAAGUACAUUCCGGAAAUGCGAAAGCUACGGUUCCCGAUGGAUCAAUUGUUGAAGUCAGGAGCAAAGUGGAUUUGGUCAGGAGCAUGCCAGCGAUCAUUUAACCGAUUCCGUGAAAUUCUACAGUCACCGUUGGCGCUUACACAUUAUAAUCCCAGCAUGAAGAUCAUAGUGUCAGCAUCCGCUGACGUCAAAUUACGGAAUUGGAGCGCGCAUUGCCCACAAGCUGCCAGAUGGAUCAGUGAAGCCGAUACCAUAUGCAUCAAGGAGUCUUACGCAAGCCGAGUUAAACUACAGUCAAAUCGAGAAAGAGUGGUUGGCGUUGAUCUUCUCAAUUACGUCAUGGCAUCGAUCGAGCUGGAGGAUACCGUGGAGUACAUCGUCAAGCAGUCAGUUAAAGCUCUUCCAGUUACGUUCAAAAUGAUUCAAUCUGGAACUAAGUCGGAUGCAGUACUGAAGCAGGUGAAGCAGUUCGUCCAAACAGCUUGGCCAUCAAGUCAGUCAAAAAUCAGCGAUUCACAGUUACAGCAGUUCUAUCAACGACGGGAGAGUCUUUCAAUUGUUGCUGAUUGUCUACGGAGAUCGACUGGUGAUUCCAGCGAAAUUCCGUGA
Messenger RNA from Wyeomyia smithii (pitcher-plant mosquito), 2490 nucleotides. RefSeq lists its product as uncharacterized. The transcript has 3 exons. NCBI's taxonomy places the organism in Eukaryota, Metazoa, Arthropoda, Insecta, Diptera, Culicidae. The coding region runs from base 1 to 2490 and encodes 829 amino acids. The record is from RefSeq and is a predicted model, not a curated record.